UCUAUCAUAAGGCAGGGGGGUGGCCCAAAGUGAGGCUUCUCCCAUCUCAUCCGAGGUCUUUUCCGUUUUUCGCCCAAACAAGGUUUUUUCUCUCGUCGCUCCCAACCUCCCCCCAUCUACACGAUCGGGUGGCGCCCCCCGACAACACCAUAUAUACCUCCCGGCUUUGGCCUCGUACGUACAGUACAUAUCCCAGACACAGGCGUCCUGUGGAGAUACCUUCGUUCCACUGCAUUCGAACCUGCACCACCACCAGGCACUGCAAACGUCGGAGAGAGUGACAGUUGCGUAAAUCACACUCACAUCGCUCACUUCAACAACCACAUACCCCCGGCUCUUGUAACAAGCAUCAUGGACGACUCCUCAGCAUCUCCAGCACCGGCCACGGCCGAUGCCAACGGGAGCGCGGCAACCCUAACGAACCCCCAAGUCGCCGCCGCCGCCGCCGGCCAACAACAACAUGGGCCUGCUUACAACGCCCACAAUGGGCGCGCCACUGUCCCAUCAGUACUGGUCUACGAGCCUACCGGUGCCCUCGGUGUAAAGAAGGACGACGGUCUCGCAACAGCCUCCCCAACCUCCCCCGCAAACCUCCGUUCUCCCUCCACCCGCACCCGCACAACUUCCCACACCGACCACAGCGGCCGUCCCCGCCUCUCAACCCAACUGUCCCGCUCAGACCUCAUCGAGCGCAAACACCACGCCCGCAAGAUCCGCAAUGAGUCGAGGAACUCGUACACCGAGAUCCUGCGUGUGCGCGCGAGUGUCAUUCCCAGGGUGUUGGUUCCGAGUCUUUUGCAUACCGUUUGGGCGGCCUUGUGGACGACGUUGUAUCAGGUGGCCGGGUGGAGGUGGAUUUCGAUCCCGCCGCAGUUGAUUACGAUUUUGGGUGUCGUUAUUUCUCUGUUGUUGGUUUUCAGGACCAAUACGGCUUACGAUCGCUACUGGGAAGGCCGUCGUGUCUGGGGCACCCUCAUCACGCAAAUCCGGAACCUCGCCCGGUUCGUCUGGAUCGGCGUGCAGACCCCCGACACGGCCCUCGUCUACGAAAAGAAGGGGGCCAUGAACCUCCUUCUCGGCUUUGCCGUCGCGACCAAGCACUACCUGAGGAGCGAACUUGGCCACAAGUAUGCGGAUCUGCACCAUUUGCUGGUGCAUUUGCCCGAAUUCAGGUCGGGCGCAAAGGACCCGAAUGUCAAGAAUUUGCCGUUGGAGAUCAGUUUCCAUAUUAGUUCUUAUAUUGCCGCUUGUCGGCAGAAGGAAUUGAUCGACGUCUCGCAACAAACAGCAAUGGUCAACGCCCUCUCCUCCAUGAUCGACUGCCUCACCUCCUUCGAGCGCAUCCGCAACACUCCGAUCCCCAUCGCCUACUCCGUCCACCUCCAACAGACGCUGACGCUGUACAUCCUCGCCCUGCCGUUCCAGCUCGUCAGCGUGCUGUACUGGGGGACUAUACCUGUGUGCUGGAUCGCCGCGUUCACCAUGUUGGGGAUUGAGUGUAUUGGGGGGGAGAUUGAGAACCCGUUCGGCUACGACGAAAACGACCUCCAAGUCGAAGAAUUCUGCCGGUCCACCCGCGAAGAGCUGCUGAGGGUCAUGGUCCGCCCGCAGACGCUCGACCCAGCGACAUGGGGCGCGCCGUUCGUUGAAGGCGAGUUCAAGGAUCUGGAGACGAUGGUGAGGAGUGCGGGGGGCAGUGUAGAUUUGAGAAGGGGGGCGGAGGAGGUCGGGAUUGUGAUUGAGGAGGUUGGGGGGGAUGUGAACAGGAAGUGAGGGACUGGUUGAGGGUUAUUUACUGGUUCUGAGAUGUGUUUUUUGCAUGGACGUUGGGUGAGAUAUUUUUUCCUUGCCAUAUCGGCGUAGUGGGACAUUCGAAUCAAAGACAGGCUUUCUUUGCAUUUUGCGUUAGUCUUGCCGCGUAACUUCAUGUGACAUGUAUUAUACUGCAUUCGAGGCGUGAAAAUCCACAUCAAUGUCAUAUUUACUGCCUGGUCUCAAUUUU
Messenger RNA from Fimicolochytrium jonesii, 2002 nucleotides. RefSeq names its product Bestrophin, RFP-TM, chloride channel-domain-containing protein. Bases 352 to 1773 code for a protein of 473 amino acids. The record is from RefSeq and is a predicted model, not a curated record. Gene Ontology annotation, molecular function: chloride channel activity. The transcript is spliced from 4 exons. Lineage: Eukaryota; Fungi; Chytridiomycota; Chytridiomycetes; Spizellomycetales; Powellomycetaceae.